AUGUCCAGCAGAGAUGAUUCCAUGCAUGGUGAUCCUGACCACUCAUCCACGGUGCUCCUUCCCCCGGAUAGAGUGGACAGAUCAGACGCUGUUCCUAUGUUAACUUGUGACGCAGAAGACGAUCGUGACGGAGACCGGAAGUCGGAAGGAUUUCUAACUAUUACCCGGAAGUACGUACCGACGAUGAAGCUGCAGAAGCCAGCAUGUAGCACGGUGCGCAAAUUUCUGCUAUUGAUUGUGGGAUGUGUGCUCGUCGGGCUGUCGUUAAUCCUUAUGGUCACCGGAACCAUCAGAUUCCACCAGUGCCAGAAUCACAAGGGAUCUUCCGUCUGGGAUAACCAGUUCCUUGGAACUCACUUUGUGGACCUGGUGUCGCUCAACAAUUUUGCUCUGGAGAAGGUCACCGCUCAGACAUCGACCAACAUUGCGGCAUCUGAUGGGGAUUCCAAGUUUGCCGUAGAUGGCGAUAUCAACACGUGUUCAGAAACAGACGAGGAAAUUCAUCCUAUCUGGGAGGUUGAUCUUGGCACCGUUCGACCCGUUGGUGACGUCAUGAUCCACGGCCGUGUAGGAUUCGAUUUCCACGAUAUGUUCGUGUACAUCAGAAACACCAAUUCCAGCGGUGAUCGUCAGGUGUGCUUCAGUCAUCCCGAACCGCUUAACAGUCACGUGCUCGUCACUAACUGUCGUCAGGACCUUAGUGGCAGAUACGUAACGGUGGAAAUGACUUCAAAAGACCGUACUCCUAACGUACGCCUGGUGCUGUGUGAGGUCAUCAUCACACAAAGGUAG
Messenger RNA from Ylistrum balloti, 792 nucleotides. RefSeq lists its product as uncharacterized. The record is from RefSeq and is a predicted model, not a curated record. The coding region runs from base 1 to 792 and encodes 263 amino acids. NCBI's taxonomy places the organism in Eukaryota, Metazoa, Mollusca, Bivalvia, Pectinida, Pectinidae. The transcript has 6 exons.